UUUGAGUUAGUGAUCGGGAAACAACGUGCGAUUGUUAAAAAGUUUUUUCUUUCGAAAAAUGAAGUAUUUUUUGUUAGUUUUGUUGGUUUGCAAACUGUAUGCGCCAACUGAAUCUUUUGGCUCAUUAAGUGGGAGUGUUCCGAUCUUGAAAAAUCUUGGCAAAUCGGCCAUUGGCGCUGUUAAGAGUGUGACAGCGAACAUUUCGGAGGUAAUUCCAUCAGUUAAAGAUAUUGCAGCGAAUGAUUCUAUGACAAAUGAUGAUAAAAGAGAUGCCAUGUCGACAUUGCAAAAUAUUGGCGCAUCAGCCGUGAAUGUUAUUAAAGGUGUUGCACAAAAAAUACCAGAUGUGAUUCCAUCAGCAGAAGACUUAUUCCAGUAUGGCAAAAAUAUUAUCAUUGGAUAUCCAUUUGAAGUGGUUUAUAGCACCAUCAACUCAUUUUGUUCGGCUGCAUUGUCUACAGAAAGUGUAAAACCCCGGUCAACGCCAAAUAUUACAAACAUGUAUUACGUGCUCAAAGUUGGCGAUCGAAAUAUCACGGUGCCUUUGAAUAAACCACAACAAUUAUGGUUGAAGAAAGAAUUUAAUAUUCGGUUCCCACUCGUCCUAUUAAUUACGGGUUGGACAACGAAUGUAAACGAGAGUAACUCAGCGUUAGACGCAAUCUAUUCAGCUUAUCGUUGCCGUGGGAAUGUUAACUUUGUGGCCGUUGACACAGCUGGAUUUGUUGAUACGUUGUACACAUGGUCUGCAUUUAACACGGAGGAGAUUGGAAAAGUUAUUUCAGAAUCGUUAGAAUACUUGGUGCGAACCUAUCCUGUCCAGAAAAUUCACCUAAUUGGCCACAGUCUCGGAGCACAUAUUGCGGGUUCGGCUGGUCGAAAUUUCUAUUACAAAACGGGCAAACUAAUACCUAGAAUCACCGCACUAGAUGCAGCAAACCCAUGUUUCAACUCUGGGGAAAAUUUGACUGGCAUUCAGAGAGGCGACGCCGAAUUCGUAGUGGCUAUACAUUCGAACAACGGUGGAUUAGGAAAGAAAGAUCCAUAUGGCGAUGCAGAUUUUUAUCCAAACGGAGUACAACCACUUCCACCAGGUUGUUAUUCAAUGUCCUGCGCCCACCAGCGUGCUCCGGAGUAUUAUGCUGAGUCGGUAUACCCCGGGAACGAGAAUAAUUUUAUGGCAGUUAAAUGUGGAUCGUUAUCGUCGCUAAUUUCAAAUUUCUGUCCAGGAAAUCCGGUCCCAAUGGGCUACGCAACUCCACAAAAUUUAAAGGGAAAUUAUUUCUUAAAAACCAACGAAGUAAGCCCCUAUGGCAUGAACGCAACCAAAGAUGCACGUCCCAAAUGUUUUAAUCGAUCAUUUUCAAUUGCAUUUCUGGACUGAAAAUAAUUCUCUCAUCGAAAAAGCAAUAAAUUGAAUUUUAAAAUUAUGGAAUUAAA
Messenger RNA from Contarinia nasturtii (swede midge), 1440 nucleotides. RefSeq names its product hepatic triacylglycerol lipase-like. The record is from RefSeq and is a predicted model, not a curated record. The transcript has 11 exons. Bases 59 to 1384 code for a protein of 441 amino acids. Gene Ontology annotation, molecular function: lipase activity. NCBI's taxonomy places the organism in Eukaryota, Metazoa, Arthropoda, Insecta, Diptera, Cecidomyiidae.